AUGGCGUCGGCAGUAUUCUUUCUCGACCUGAAGGGCAAGACCCUCCUGGCGCGCAACUACCGAGGAGAUAUUCCCAUGUCAGCGGUCGAGAAAUUCCCCAUCCUACUGAGCGAGGCCGAAGACGAGAGUUCGGCAGUCCCACCAUGCUUCUCCAGCGAAGGCAUCAACUACCUCUACAUCCGCCACAACAACCUCUACCUCCUCGCCCUUACCAAACGAAACACCAAUGCUGCCGAGAUUCUCCUCUUCCUUCACAAGAUCGUCGAAGUCUUUACAGAAUACUUCAAGGAGCUUGAGGAAGAGAGUAUCAGGGACAACUUUGUGGUCAUUUACGAGUUGCUCGAUGAGAUGAUGGACUUUGGCUACCCACAAACCACCGAGACCAAGAUAUUGCAAGAAUACAUCACACAAGAGUCGCACAAGCUCGAAAUCGCACGGCCACCUAUCGCAGUCACAAACGCCGUCAGCUGGCGAAGCGAAGGUAUCCGAUACCGCAAGAACGAAGUCUUCCUCGAUGUCAUCGAAUCGCUUAACCUCCUCGUAUCCGCGACCGGCAGCGUGCUACGAUCUGAGAUUCUGGGUGCUGUCAAGAUGAAGUGCUACCUUUCAGGUAUGCCCGAGUUGCGACUAGGUUUGAACGACAAAGCCAUGUUCGAGACCACCGGAAGGGCCACGCGAGGAAAGGCUGUCGAGAUGGAGGAUGUCAAGUUUCACCAGUGCGUGCGAUUAUCGAGAUUCGAGAACGACCGGACGAUCAGCUUCAUUCCGCCAGAUGGCGAGUUCGAGCUUAUGAGCUACCGACUGAACACACAAGUCAAGCCCCUCAUUUGGGUAGAGUGCAUAGUGGAGAGUCAUUCAGGCAGCAGGAUUGAGUACAUGUUGAAGGCACGAGCGCAGUUUAAGCGACGAAGCACCGCGAACAACGUCCAAAUCUCGAUACCGGUCCCCGAGGACGCCGACACACCUCGUUUCCGAACAAACAUCGGUACCGUGCAUUACGCGCCUGAGACCUCAUCCAUAGUAUGGAAGAUCAAGCAGUUUGGUGGUGGCAAGGAGUUCCUCAUGCGCGCCGAACUUGGUCUGCCAUCAGUGCGCGGCGACGAUGAAAAGGGUGGUGGUAUGAUGGGAGGUUUCGGUGGUAGCAUGGGCGGUGUUGGCGGUGGAAAGGCGAAGAGACCCAUCAACGUCAAGUUUGAGAUUCCGUACUUUACCACAUCAGGUAUCCAAGUGCGGUAUCUGAAGAUCAUCGAGCCUAAGCUACAAUACCCAUCGCUACCAUGGGUGCGAUACAUCACACAGUCAGGCGACAUCGCUGUGCGAUUACCUGAUGUGAACUAG
Messenger RNA from Alternaria atra, 1338 nucleotides. RefSeq lists its product as uncharacterized. The transcript is spliced from 5 exons. Lineage: Eukaryota; Fungi; Ascomycota; Dothideomycetes; Pleosporales; Pleosporaceae. Gene Ontology annotation, biological process: vesicle-mediated transport; intracellular protein transport. Gene Ontology annotation, cellular component: clathrin-coated vesicle; clathrin adaptor complex. Gene Ontology annotation, molecular function: clathrin-cargo adaptor activity. Bases 1 to 1338 code for a protein of 445 amino acids. The record is from RefSeq and is a predicted model, not a curated record.